Messenger RNA from Meloidogyne enterolobii, 241 nucleotides. The record is from the annotation of a GenBank genome assembly. Lineage: Eukaryota; Metazoa; Nematoda; Chromadorea; Rhabditida; Meloidogynidae.
AUGAUUACUCGUUGUGCACGGACCUGUGGCGCGUGUAGAGGAGGAUUACUUGGAGGCGCUCAACGAGGGAUUGGCAGGUUGCCUCUAGGAGGUAAUGGAAUUAUUCCUGGCGGUGUUGGCGGUUUAAACGGAUUAAAUGGAUUGGGUGGGAUUGGAGGGAUUGGAUGAAAAAGAAAAGAAAAUGAGAAGAAAAGAGAGAAAUACGUAAUUACUGCCCUUUCAAUGUGUUUCUUUGUAAAUA